Molecule: messenger RNA, 681 nt
Organism: Clavispora lusitaniae ATCC 42720
Lineage: Eukaryota; Fungi; Ascomycota; Pichiomycetes; Serinales; Metschnikowiaceae
Source: RefSeq, a predicted model, not a curated record
AUGAGUCAGUACCUUUUGCGAUUACGAGCUCCUGCAAGUCGAUUGAUUACUAACCCAGUAUGCAGAUUAGCCGCAUUAUCAGACGGCAGUGAAUUUUCUCCAGCUCACUUCGAUGCAAACACUGCACCAAAAGGGAAGUGGCAAAUUCAGGUGAGUCAAAAAAAAGAGGGCCGAUUCUACCACACCAGAAAGGCCUACUUUUUGGGAUCGGGUGAUGGCGAAACGAAUACUUCCUCAUUCUCCAUGUCUCCCCCACUAUUGGCGCGAUACGGUGCUUCUACCAGGUUCUUUCUAUUUUGGGCCAUUAUAUGCGAGUGCUCCCAAUCUUGCGAUCGGAGCCGAAAUCCGGUUUUCAAAAUGAAGGUUUUCCUGGUCUGGUUUGCUUCCAAUGUCUCGCCUUUACUAUACGAACCCCUCUUUUGCCUUUCCUUUUGUGUCUUUUCCAGACGGAGCGGUGAUAUGGCUAUGCGCGGAGUGUAUACACUUCGUAAACCGUUGGGUCUGCGCCUGCGCAUACGGCAAGCCGCACUAAUCAGGAUAAGAUUGUCAGAAAAGCGAAAUCGGAUCUGGCAGGAAUGCCAGGAACAUCAAGCAGCAGACACGACUAGAUUCACCAUGUUGGAAAGGCCUAGACACAAUCGUACGUUGUUGGAGAAAAAUGAUUUUAAAAGAAUAUUCUAG